This is a messenger RNA of Penicillium canescens, 600 nucleotides long. RefSeq names its product putative C2H2 finger domain protein. The transcript has 3 exons. The coding region runs from base 1 to 600 and encodes 199 amino acids. The record is from RefSeq and is a predicted model, not a curated record. NCBI's taxonomy places the organism in Eukaryota, Fungi, Ascomycota, Eurotiomycetes, Eurotiales, Aspergillaceae.
AUGGCUCCGCGCGGCUUUACCAACCCCGCUCCAAAGACCGAGUCGGCACGGUCAGCGCUGAGCGCCUUCACCUGCAAUCUCUGCAACAAAUCUUAUUCCCGACAUCCGGAAUAUGAAGCGCAUAUCGGUUCUUACGAUCACCAGCAUCGGAAGCGACUCCAAGAUUUGAAACAGCUCUCGCGCGAUCCAAAUGCCGCUGAGAAGGCUCGGCGGGCCGAGCGCAAGGCGGAUGCUGAGGCUGGUCUGAGAGUUAUUGAGACUCCUGGUGAGGGUGCUGCGCCAACAUCAGCGGCCACAAGCGGUGGUGGCUUUAAGAAGGGGGGCUUCAAGAGCUCUUUUGCUGCUGUGAAAGGCUCCGCGGUUCCUGCAGCUCCUGUGAAGAGGAAUGUGCUAGGGGAUGAUGAGGAUGACACCCCGAAACCUAUAGAUAGUCAUCCACCUGCUGCGUCCAAGGCCGUCGAGAAUGUAGAACGCCGUGAUGAUGUUGAAAGUGACUCCGAUGAGGGAUAUUCACAUGGAGGGGGUGCCUACUAUGACCCGCGUCAACCGACGGAUUGUUUUGCUGGAUGUGCAGCUCAGAAUAUAAAACUUGCUACGUGA